AUGGUUGUAAGAUCGCUGGAAUUCUAUGACUUGACGUCUUCCGAAGAGGACAACAACGAACUGCAUGUGCCUGGGCGUUCCUCUCGAUCCGCAUCGCUUUCGUCCCCUUCUCCACGAGCGUACGAAUUAAAGGUACCGUCACCUGUUCGAUCACCGAGCGGGCCGAAGCAAGAUAAAAGGAGCUCGAAAACCUCAUCUGAGCGAACCUACGCAAACAACAUGUCGAUGUUUGAUCCCACCGCCAAGACUGAUCGUCAGCCUCCUCCAAUGCCCGACACAGUCGGUGUGGAGUAUCCAAGAGCGGCUAGUUGGGCAUCGGGCUCAUGUGCAGCUGUGCUAAAAGACGAGAAAGGGUGCCAACUUUUCCGCUGUUUCCUAUACGAAGCGUUAGCUGAAGAGAAUCUUUCGUUCGUGGAAGCUGUGGAUAAGCUGAAGAAAAUGAAAAAUACCGAUGAAAAGAAGACAUACGCCAAGGAGAUUGUACAGCUCUACUCACCUUAUAUUAACCUGAGCAGCGGCGCAAUGAAGUCGCUGAAAGACGCUGUAGAAUCCGAAAAUGUUGAUGCCGAAGGCUUUGCUGCGGCUGUGAAGGAGGUGAAGCGGCUCCUGGAAAACGAUCAAUUCCCUCGUUUUCGUCGUUCAGAGAUUUAUUUGAAUUAUCUAGAAGAGCUGCUACCCAGAGCUUAUGCGGAAAGAUGGGCCACCAGUUUUGAAGCUCUGCUAGGAAAUCAUGUCGGCCGUCAUCACUUCCGCCUUUUCCUGCGUGGCAUCCACGCCGAAGAAAAUUUGCGAUUUUGGGAAGCCGUAGUGGAAUUCCGUGGACAGAAGAACAAGAGCCCAGCACAAUUGACUGCUGGUAAAACUUGUCUGAAUACUUUUCUAGCAGAAGGCGCCAAUAAUGAGGUAUUUCUUCCAUUUGGUGUGCGACAAGUGAUAGAGAAAAAGAUCCAAGAAAAAGAUGUUGAUAUUUCGCUCUUUGAUGAGGCUAUCAAGCAUGUGGAACAGGUUCUUCGCAACGAUCCAUAUGUGCGUUUCCUGCAAAGCCCACAGUACCUUAAUCUACUGGCAAAGCUCAAAAAUUGAUCCCCUCAAUGUGAUUUUUUUCAUUGA
Molecule: messenger RNA, 1110 nt
Organism: Cylicocyclus nassatus
Lineage: Eukaryota; Metazoa; Nematoda; Chromadorea; Rhabditida; Strongylidae
Source: the annotation of a GenBank genome assembly